AUGCACAAAGGUUCUAAAGGUAGCGAGCAAGACGACGAGGGGUUGGGGAGGAAACACUCCGCGCAAAGCUCGUCCGCGCAAAAGCUUCCCUCCUCCGGCGCCGUCGCAAACCCGCAGCUGUUCGGCCAUGACGACCCAGCACAACCGUCCGACACGUCGAAUUCCAGUCGCAAGAGGAAGAGAGGGCAGAAUGGACGGGAUGCAUCCCCCAGCGCAAAUGACUUGUCCGCCGACCUCGACUUCUUCGGCGGCGGUGCAAGCAGAGAAGACGUGAACGGAAGCACACUAUCCAAGAAGCAGCGGAAGAAGCAGAAGCAGCAAGAAAAGAAAGAGGAAGAGAAUAGGCUUCAAAAAGACACAGAGGAAAUAGAAGAGGAACCAUACGAUGUGGACGAGUGCAAGCGGAUACUGCGCUCACACAAACUCAAGGUUUCGGUCCUGGAAGACUUUGCGCCGCAAGUAGAAGAGCCAGUCAAAGAAAAGAAGUCAAAGAAACGGAAGAAGGAAAAAGAGGUCAAAGAGAAGAAGAAGGAUGCGAAGACGUCACUCUACCCGCAACCCCUCACCUCGUUUGCGCAAUUACGAACGCGAUACGGUAUAUCGAGACGACUGGCGGAGAAUAUAGCAGAGCAGGGAUACAAGCUACCUACCGAGGUGCAACUUGGAGCUUUGCCGUUGCUGCUGAGCAAGAAGGGUCGCAAGGAGUCGAACGGGGCUACACAAGAUGUCGAGGGCUUGUCUGGGGCUCAGUAUAAUGGGGACAUUGAUCUUUUGACUGUGGCGCCGACGGGUAGUGGGAAGACGAUAGCGUUUCUGAUACCGAUCAUCGAUUCUCUGCUUGCUGAGGGCAAGACUGCGGAUACGAAAGAGGGUCCUCGCGCCAUUAUUCUUGCUCCUACGAGAGAACUCGCUGCGCAGAUUGUUAAUGAAGCGAGAAAGUUGGCGAAGGGUACGGCGGUCAAGGCUACACUUAUGAGGAAGGGUAUGCGAGUCGUGGAGGAGCCAGAAGUAGAGACGCGAGACGAUGGAGAGAAAGCUGAAGUGUCAGAGGACGACGAAGAAGAGUCUCAGUCUGACGACGAGGAGAUGGCUACACCAAAGAAGAAGCAAGCUAGUCGACGAGCAGAGCUUGUGAAGGCGGCCAUCUUGGUUGCGACACCACUCGCUCUGCUGAACGCAUUGAAGCGCAAGGAUGGUACUGUCACGGGUAUCCCCAGUGUAUCCCAGCUUGUCCUCGACGAAGCAGACGUCCUCCUUGAUCCUCUCUUCCGCGAACAAACUCUCGCGAUAUGGAACGCUUGCACGAAUCUGAAGCUACGAAUCGGUCUCUGGUCCGCAACAAUGGGCUCUAAUAUCGACAGUUUAACAACCUCUACAUUGAAUGACCGCUGGAACGCCCUUUCGACUUCAUCGACCUCCCAAUCGUCCGAUCAACCCGCAACCGCUUCAUCCACCACCCUUCCCGCACGGCCCCCCCUAAUCCGCCUCGUCGUCGGCCUAAAAGACUCCGCCAUACCAAACAUAUCCCACCAACUAACCUAUGCCGCCACCGAACAAGGCAAGCUCCUCGGGCUCCGCCAACUCCUCCACCCAACCUCCGUCUUCACCUCUACCUCCACGCCCACCCUCCGCCCGCCAUUCCUUGUCUUCACACAAACCAUCCCGCGCGCCAUCGCUCUCCAUUCUGAACUCCUGUACGACAUUCCGCCUGAAGCAGGCGGUAGUAGCCGAAUCGCGGUACUACAUGCGGAUCUAAGUUCGUCUGCGCGGGAUAGCAUUAUGACGAGGUUUAGAAAGGGCGAGAUAUGGGUUCUUAUCACAACGGAUUUGUUAUCCCGCGGCGUGGAUUUCCGCGGCUUAAACGGCGUGGUGAACUACGACGUCCCUUCUUCCGCCGCCGGCUACGUCCACCGCGUCGGUCGAACCGGGCGUGCCGGCCGCGAGGGAGGCGUCGCAGUGACGUUUUAUACGCAAGACGAUAUUCCGUAUGUUAAGUUGAUUGCGAACGUGAUUCGCGCAAGUGAGAAGUUGAGGGGGGUUGGUGAGGGCGAGGGAUGUGUGAAACAGUGGUUGUUGGAUGCGUUGCCUACGCCUAGUAAGCGUGAUCGACAGCAACUUAAGAGGAGGGGUGUGGAAGCCAGACGUGCUGGUGGUGGUGCAAAGACGAAAGAUGGAAAGGGGGCGAAGGUGGAUCGGAUUAGUAGUAAGAGUGGUUAUGAUCGGAAGAUUGAGAAUAAGAGGAAAGGGGCGAGGGAGGCGGCGAAGAGGAGGGAGAUGGGGGAGAAGAACGGGGAUGGAGGGAGUGGGGAUGAGAGUGGGUUUGAGGGGUUUGAUUAA
Messenger RNA from Alternaria rosae, 2337 nucleotides. RefSeq names its product ATP-dependent RNA helicase ROK1. The coding region runs from base 1 to 2337 and encodes 778 amino acids. Gene Ontology annotation, molecular function: RNA helicase activity; nucleic acid binding; ATP binding. Gene Ontology annotation, cellular component: 90S preribosome. The record is from RefSeq and is a predicted model, not a curated record. The transcript has 2 exons. Gene Ontology annotation, biological process: maturation of SSU-rRNA. NCBI's taxonomy places the organism in Eukaryota, Fungi, Ascomycota, Dothideomycetes, Pleosporales, Pleosporaceae.